Messenger RNA from Penicillium roqueforti, 513 nucleotides. RefSeq lists its product as uncharacterized. The record is from RefSeq and is a predicted model, not a curated record. Bases 1 to 513 code for a protein of 170 amino acids. The transcript is spliced from 2 exons. Lineage: Eukaryota; Fungi; Ascomycota; Eurotiomycetes; Eurotiales; Aspergillaceae.
AUGUCCUCCGACGACGCCUACAUGUCCUUCCUGGACAAAGCGAACGCAGAUGUGAGCGGCAGCGCCCCACAGCAAGGGACCGGCACCGUCAAAACCGAGACCGUGCACAGCUCCCUGUCAGUGCCAAAGGCGCUCCAGUCCGUCGACGCAUACUACAUCUCAGAUACAGACGAGCCCUUCGAGCCUGUGGCAUUGAAGUGGGAUGGCGCUGCCAAGGGAGCGUGGCCUAGUGCUGACCAGCUCUCCUCCCUGAUCUCCCCAGACAGCGACCUGUCCCAGUCCAUCUCCAUUCUAUCCCCCUCCUCCUUCGACCCAAAAAAUCAGUACUCUGCCGCUCUAGAUGCUGUCCGCGCCGCGGCUGUCGAGAAGGAUUCUGGUGCAGAUAAGUCAGCCGUUGAGCUGAAGGUCUAUCGUGUUGAACAAACUAGUACCAAGAUCGAGUACUGGGUUCUGGCACUACAUGCGCCUGAGAGCCGUCUUGUCGGUUUGCGCGCCAAGGCUGUUGAGUCGUAG